AUGGGUAUGGCGACUGCAUGCUAUUCGACCAGAUGCAAGACGGGAACUAGUGGACCAAGUGGGAACACUGUCAAUUCACAACCGGAAGAAAAACGCCUGAAAAGUGUCAGUUGCUGCAACGCCGAUCCUGAUUCUCUACGAGGUUUUGGCAACCCUGUGAGGAGUGUAUUACGUGUAUACACGUGUCGCGAUAUCUCGAAUAUCGCACCAACUGAAACACAAGUAUAUUACGUCUAUGCAUGUAUCGCGAUAUCUCGAAUAUCGUACCCACUGAAACACAAGGCGGCCUGGUGUAGCACAUCCAGUUUCUUCAAAACAUCAUAUACGAGAGAUUCUGCUAGGUUCCAGCUGCAACAUCCUUCCGUUGCCAUGCCACCCAAAGAAAGCACGAGGGCUGAGAUACUGCCAAGUUGCCUAGACAGGAACAGUAGAGGUGCAGAGAUCGGGUUCGAACGAUGGAUCUUCCGGUCAGUAAAUUCGUACUCUAACUACUGA
Opisthorchis viverrini is the source of this 495-nucleotide messenger RNA. RefSeq lists its product as hypothetical. NCBI's taxonomy places the organism in Eukaryota, Metazoa, Platyhelminthes, Trematoda, Opisthorchiida, Opisthorchiidae. The record is from RefSeq and is a predicted model, not a curated record. Bases 1 to 495 code for a protein of 164 amino acids. The transcript is spliced from 4 exons.